GCAGCAAACAAGCAAGCAAGGUCCACUCACCGACGCCUGCCCAAGCUUACAAUCAUGUCGCAGCAGUACGCAAAGCCAGCGACAGUAGCUGCGGCUGCCACUGCUGCUGCCACUGCUGCUGCUGCUGCAGGCCGGCCUGCCGACUCCGUGUCGUCAUCGACAGCAACCAUGACCGCGCCGUCCGCGGUCAACUCACGAUCUACACCCUAUGCGCCCUUCACCCCUUCGCCGCUGCAGUGGGUACGCAGCGCCAGCGAGGCGACCGUCGCAUCGUUGGAGGCCGGGGCUACCACUGGCGCUGGGGACAUGACUGCAGAUGUACAUAUGGAGUCGGAGCAAGAGGGUGAAGCGGCAGACGGAACCAGCAGGGCGUACGCAAGUCACCAGGCAAGCCUCACCGCCGCGCUCGACAAGACGGCCGUCAUCUUGAACGAGCUCAAGGACUUCAACUACGGCCGUUGGAUCGUCCACUACCCCGAGAUCAACCCCCCCUUGGCACGCGCAUCGGCCUCCCACGCGACUCAAGACGACGGCGAGCUGCAUCGCUCCACUUCGUCCUCCGACUCGCUCGCCCGUGCCGCAUCACCCCAGCCCAGCAGCCACGCCGCCACGGUCAGCGCGCCCAGUACCCCCGCCCGCCACGUGCUGUCACGUUCAUAUACCCAGCCGCCGCAGAGGCAGCAGAACGACGCGACGCAGGAGCACAAUGGGGAGGAGGACGACGAGGCGGCGGCAGCGGCGUACACAGAAGCAGGUGACCUCAGCAUCCUCCGGCUUGACCUCAAGGUCGGGCACGGCGUGCACAGCAGCGGGCCCUCAUCAUUGGCGCCUGGAAUACCGGGUGUGUCGGGCAUCCAUGCCGCACAGUCGCUAGUGCACUCGCUCGAAAAGUCGUCAGUGGCGCAGCUGCUCGACGGACGCAUGACCCAGGCCAUCCGCCACCUCGAAGCGCUGCGCCUGCGCGUCGGCGACAAGCAGAGCAAGGUCCUCGUCACCGGCGAUCUCAAUGCCGGAAAGUCGACGCUGGUCAACUCGCUCCUGCGCCGCGAGCUGAUGCCAACGGACCAGCAGCCGUGCACGACAGUGUUCUGGGAGGUGCUCGACGCCGACGAGGCCAACGAUGGCUACGAAGAGAUCCAUAUGCUCCGCGACGGCAAGUUCUACCGCCGCGAAGAUGAAAGCACAUACGCGCGCUACACGCUCAGCCAGACCGAGCAGAUCGUCGCGCACGCCGAGGAGCUUGCUGCCGCCGCCGGCGAGAACGCCAUGCCGCCGCUGAUCAAGUGCUACUGCCGCGACCACCGGGCCAAGCCCGAGUCGCUGCUGCGCUCGGGCGUCGUUGACAUUGCGCUCAUCGACGCGCCUGGUCUCAACCGCGACUCGAUCAAGACGACAGCGCUCUUUGCGCGCCAGGAGGAGAUUGACGUCGUCGUCUUUGUCGUCAGCGCCGAGAACCACUUUACGCUCAGUGCCAAGGAGUUCCUCUGGAACGCCAGCAACGACAAGGCUUACGUCUUCAUCGUCGUCAACAAGUUUGACCAGAUCAAGAACAAAGACAAGUGCAGGCGCAUCGUCCUUGAGCAGAUCCGCCAGCUCAGCCCCCGCACGUACGAGGACGCGGACGAACUCGUUCACUUUGUCGACUCGAGCGCCGUCUUCCCUGACGACACUUCAGCGGAUGGCGUAGCAGCAGUAGCGCUGACGGAGGUGGCAGGCAGCGAGCCCGAUAGCAGCAUCGUCGAGACUCCCUCUUCAGAAAGCGGCAAUGGAUCGUCCAAGAAGCUUGCCGGGGAGAACGUCGCAGGAGCAGCAGAAACAGCCACCUCGCCUGAAUCGAACGCAGCGUUUGCCCGACUCGAAACUUCGCUGCGCGACUUUGUCCUACUCAAGCGGUCUAAGUCGAAGCUGCUGCCAGCGCAGACGUACAUCCUGCGCCUGCUCUCCGACAUUGGCUUCCUCGCGCGCACCAACCUCGCCGUCGCCAAGGCCGAGCAGGAGGAAGCGCAGCAGCGCCUCCUUGACGCGCGGCCUGCACUGACUGAGUGUAAGCGGCGCCACGAAAAGCUCAGCGCGCAGCUCGAGGAAGAGGAGGAGCGCACUGUUGGCAGCGUCUCGCGCACCGCGCACGAGCAGCUCCACACGGCUUUGAAGGCUAUCGCGCGCGGCGCUCCGGCGCACGCCGCCUUCUCGCUCCCUGUGUGGCCGGGCCUCUUCGACGUGUGGCAGUACGCUGAGGAGGUGCGCCUGCUCCUCCUUGACAGCCUCGAGGCGGCAGUCAAGGACGUCGAGCACAACGCACGCCUCACGACCGCCGCCGCUGUCUCGACUGUCAAGGCGAUCGGCGAGGAGCAGCUGCCCAAGGACGUUGAGCGGUCCAACCGCGUUUUCCUGCCGCACGCCAUGUUCUCGUCGUCGCGCAACGGCCACAAGGUCGCCCGCAGACUCUACGGCCGUACCGCUAUCCGCCCCGGCAGCAGCGGCAACUUCGCAUGGCUCGGCCUCGGCCCGGACGUCGCGGACCUGCGCUCGACGGAUAUCCUUGACAUCCCGCACUUCAUACAGGCCAUCUUCCCCGUCGCUGUUGCUUGCAAGAGCGGCGGUACAUCGAUCUCGCCGUCCAAGAAGCCUCUCACGGCUGAAGAGGAGGUGGGCCUUGCUGGCAGCGUCACGCUCGGCCUCGGUGCUCUCACACUUGUCGGCGGCAAGGCGCUCGGCGCCAAGGCGGCGCUCGAGCCGUUCCUGCGCGUCUUUGACCUUAUUGGCAACCAGACCGCGCGCAAGUGGGCCGGGCCCAUCCUUGGCCUCAGCGUCGCCGCUGCUGUCGUGUACGUCAUUUACGACCUCCCCAACUCGAUCCCGCGUAACGUCGGGCGCAGCCUGCACGCCGCUGGCAUGCAGCCGCUCAAGGAUAUCGCUGCUUCCGCUGCUAUUGACGACGUUGCAGACUACAUCGGCAAUAACAUAGGCGGCAGCGGCUCGGCGACGUUUACGGCGCUGCACACGCAGCGCGUGUCCCGAGAGGUACGCAAAGUGAUGCGGCUUGCGUCGUACGAUCUGCAAGAGACCUUCCGCGUUGCAAUCGCGCAGCGGGCGCAGCAGGUCCACGACGCCGAGACGCAGGAGCAGUCGGCAAUUGAGGCGGGCGAGUACUUUGGCCGGACGAGUGACCAGGCUCGCGUCCUUCGCAAGCAAGUCGACGCCAUGCACAUCGGCGACGAGCAGGCCAGCGCGUGAGACUCGCGACGACGCACAACGAGCGCCAAGGAGGGAUGGAAGAUGGAAACAAAAGAAAGUGGCAAAUACAAGAACGCAUGCACACACGAUACACCCCACUCCCAAAAUUGUAGCGAAAGGACUCGUUUUUAGUCGCAUCGCACGCCCCACUUAUGACUUCCACGGUGCAUAUUUUCACAACUUUGUAAAAUCCUUCACGAGCUUUCCAAUGUACUUUUGUUAUUUCUCUGUGCCUUGCACCUGCAAGCAACAUGUAC
Tilletiaria anomala UBC 951 is the source of this 3491-nucleotide messenger RNA. RefSeq lists its product as uncharacterized. Gene Ontology annotation, biological process: mitochondrial fusion. Gene Ontology annotation, cellular component: mitochondrial outer membrane. The record is from RefSeq and is a predicted model, not a curated record. Lineage: Eukaryota; Fungi; Basidiomycota; Exobasidiomycetes; Georgefischeriales; Tilletiariaceae. Gene Ontology annotation, molecular function: GTPase activity; GTP binding. The transcript has a single exon. The coding region runs from base 55 to 3234 and encodes 1059 amino acids.